UUUUAUUUUGAAGAGUAUUUGACGACCGGAAGUGUGAGGUUUGUUUGUUGCUGCUAGCCUGCUAGCUAAAGAACACGGAAGUAGCCGUGUAAUACAGUGUUGGUGGUAGUACUGCGUUUAUUACACGUCUGUGUGUUUGAUUAAAGUCAUCCCUUUGAAACAGAUAGUAAUGACAAACGAGGAGGACGGAAGUCGUCAGUUUUAUUUCUGUAACUGUUUCACUACUGAUCACAUUUACCUGGAGGACUACAAGCUGCAUGUCCGCUUCCUGUCCGAGCAGCAGUUCACACACGACUACCGAGCACUGCUCGGGUCGCUCGGCUGUGAGACGGACCAACAGUUGGAGGAUGUGUUCAACAAGAUUUCACAGGAAGUGGACAGGCGAAGGCGUCUAGGCGUGACGUCCGCUGAGAGAGCUGCUGCUAUAAAAGACAUGUACCAGCCUCUCCAUCCUCAUGUCUACCAUCUGCAGGAGUCCUACCUUGCACCCAAGUUCAAGCAGAUUGUUGCGUACUGUCGAAGCGGCGACAUCAGUGAUGAAGGUCUCAGAGACUUGUUGGAGGAAGAGGCAGGUGAGCUUUCAUUUCUUCUCAGGGGCUGCAGUUCAAACAAGAAGUCUUUAAUAGAUUUCCAUCUUUGUGUUGAAGCUGCGAGGGCUUACCGCUUCCCCGUGUUUGAGAGAAGCUUCUGUGAGCAGCUGGUGGAGGAGUUGGAGCACUUUGAGCAGUCCUCCGCACCUAAAGGAAGACCCAACACCAUGAACCACUACGGGAUCCUCCUGAAUGAACUGGGCUUUGACGAGGGCUUCAUCACGCCCCUCCGUCGGCUCUACCUGCGUCCGCUCACCUCCCUGCUGUACCCGGACUGUGGGGGGGGCUGUCUGGACAGCCACAAGGCCUUUGUUGUUAAAUACGACCUGAAUGAAGACGUGGACCUGAGCUACCACUACGACAACGCAGAGGUCACCCUCAAUGUGUCCUUGGGAAAGGACUUCACCGAUGGCAACCUGUACUUUGGUGAUAUGAAACAGGUGCCUUUAAGUGAGAUGGAGUGUUCAGAGGUUGAACACCGGGUGAGCGAGGGCAUCCUCCACCGGGGCCAGCACAUGCACGGCGCCCUGCCCAUCUCCUCUGGCCAGCGCUGGAACCUCAUCAUCUGGAUGAGAGCCUCACAGGAACGCAACCAGCUGUGCCCCAUGUGCAACCGGAGGCCCACGCUGGUGGCGGGGGAGGGCUUCGCUGACGGGUUCACACAACGCGAUGCUCUGCUCAACACUUCCUGUGCGAUGACGUGACGCAUCCCGCUGCUGUCGGCCGCUAAUAAAGCCACUGUGUCGGAUGUGGCGUCCCCCAGUGCUGCUACCUCCGACGAUGCUGGAGGAAUACAUUUAGAUCUCAGUUGGUCCUGCCCAGAGACAGACAUGCUACAGUUAAUCAAGACUACACUGGUGGUGUCUUCAGAUGUGGUGGUGUUUACCGUGUCCACCAGAAGAGUCCAUAUGAACGCCCCCUCUAGUCGUAUUCACAACCUCGUCAGUAGAAGGUUUCUGAAAGCUCCGAGUUCACGACUUGUGACGUGUUUGUUGACGUCAGAAAUGGCGGAGGCCGUGGA
Sebastes umbrosus (honeycomb rockfish) is the source of this 1611-nucleotide messenger RNA. It is a transcript of the gene ogfod2, whose product is annotated as 2-oxoglutarate and iron-dependent oxygenase domain containing 2. The transcript is spliced from 6 exons. The record is from RefSeq and is a predicted model, not a curated record. Lineage: Eukaryota; Metazoa; Chordata; Actinopteri; Perciformes; Sebastidae. Bases 170 to 1294 code for a protein of 374 amino acids. Gene Ontology annotation, molecular function: L-ascorbic acid binding; iron ion binding; oxidoreductase activity, acting on paired donors, with incorporation or reduction of molecular oxygen.